Molecule: messenger RNA, 1174 nt
Organism: Pistacia vera
Lineage: Eukaryota; Viridiplantae; Streptophyta; Magnoliopsida; Sapindales; Anacardiaceae
Exons: 1
Coding region: 229-1086 (285 amino acids)
Source: RefSeq, a predicted model, not a curated record
CCCUCCUGCCUGCCUUGUUCAUUAAGUAAAUUAAAAACAUUAACCUAUUAAAUAAACAAAACCCUACCCACUGUUUCAUCUCUCUCACUCUCACCGCACCAAAUAAUUCAUUUUGAAUAAAAAAGAAAAAAAAAAAACCUCAGUACUACAUAGAAAAGAUAAAGAUAAACCAAGCAAAGUACAAAAACUCCAUUUCAUCUUUGAAGAAAAGAAACAGCAACAGCAAACAUGAAGAUAAAGAACAAAGGUAAAGUAUACCCAUCUCCCUCUCCGUCUUCUUCUUCUUCUUCUUCUUCUUCUUCUGCAAACGGAGACUAUCUUUCUGGGUUGAAGCUUCUCCCUGCUGCCAUUAUUGCUCUUGCAACCGUCCUCCCUCUUGAGGACCGUGAGGUUUUGGCUUAUCUUAUCACCAGGUCGAUCAAAACAACAGCUACAACGUCGUCUUCAUCAAUCAUCCAGAGGAAGUCUUCAAAGAAGACUGCUGCAAAUGGUAGCAACAACAACGGCAACGGCAGCACUGUUACUCAUAAGCCUCCUGUGUUUGAUUGCGAUUGUUUUGACUGUUAUACCAGUUACUGGUUCAGAUGGGAUUCUUCUCCGAACCGGGAGCUCAUUCACCAAGCCAUUGAAGCCUUUGAAGACCACUUGACCAACGGUGAAGCUCAAAAAUCGAAGAAAAAUGGGAAAGCCAAGAGAAGAGACAAAACAGCGCGCCGUUUUGGUGCCGAUAAUAACAAUAACCAAGUUCUCAAUGUCCUCCUCCUGGGUCAACCCGAAAGUUCUGUUCCGGAAAAACAAGUUGAAGACUCCAAACAACCCACCAUUAACGUUGUUGUUCCCGACGAGGCUUUUUUGGAAGACGACGUGGCACCCGUGAAUUCGCCUACAAAAGAGUUUGAGGAGAAUGAGGUGAUGGAGUUUUCCGGUGAAUCUAAGCCAGCGGAGGACGAGACGACGACAGAGGUCAUGCAGACAACGGCGGCGGGAGGUAGCUGCAACCACAAGGGUUUGGCUAGAAAAGUGCUGCCGGACGUGUUAGGGUUAUUCAAUUCUCGUUUGUGGUCCCUUUGGAGUCCGAAUGCUUAGGUCAAUAAAUAUGAAUUUUUUAUUUUUCAAUCACUUUCUUUUUCUCUUUCUUUGUUUUUUUAAUUUCCGAGCCAAGAGCCCCUCCCCC